Molecule: messenger RNA, 1129 nt
Organism: Harmonia axyridis
Lineage: Eukaryota; Metazoa; Arthropoda; Insecta; Coleoptera; Coccinellidae
Product: acidic proline-rich protein PRP25-like
Exons: 2
Coding region: 155-982 (275 amino acids)
Source: RefSeq, a predicted model, not a curated record
AUUAAAAGAUUACAAUUUUAUUAUACGAUCGAACAAUAAAUUCUUAACGGAAAUCAUCUCUACGUUUUAAUGGAAACAAUACUUUGUUAUUCCGUUUCGCACUGUGAACAAUACCUACAUCAGAACAGGUUUAGUUUGAGGAUCUUCAAAUAAAAUGAAACUAUUAGUGAAUCAGUUCCUAGUGAAGAAAAUGUGUACCUAUACAACAGUCCUCUUCGUGUUUAUUUUCCUUCAAGUUGCAAGGAGUGAGAAUCCAGUCAGCAAUCGUUUAUUCAAAAGGUCUCCUCAGCAAAUUGAUAUUCAGAGUAUACGACAGAAACAAAUCACCCCAGAAAUAACAGUUGUUGACGUUGUGGUUAAUGAACCAGGACGAAGAGGUUAUCCAAAUCAGAAUCAAUACAUUCAACAACCAGGAAGAUAUCCAGGUCAGGGCAACUAUUACCCAAAUAACCAAUAUCAGAAUGUUCCGAACAGGAGACAACCAGAAAUUCAGAUAAUUGAGGUUGUGGAUCCAAGACAGGUUCCUGGGAAUAAUCAACAAUGGCAGAUUUAUCCUCAAAACGGCCAAAUAUAUCCCAACAACAAUGGACGCCGCCCUGAAACUUACCCUGGAUCUGGGCAAAAUUACCCAAACCGUCAAGAUUACAGACCUAGACCCAACAAUGGUAACAGAUGGAAUAGAAGGCCAUACAGGCCAAACUCAGAUUUCCACAUACCACCAGAUGAUACUGACGAGGAUUUCCCACCCAGACCACCUCCACGCAGAGGCCCACCAAGAGGUCCACCAGGUCAAAGAGAUCCUCCAGGACCAAGAGAUCCACCAGGACAAAGAGGCAAAAGACCUAAACCGCCAAGACCAGGUCAAGAUGAAUCUUCAGAAGAGGAACAGUAUAUCUUUGAUAAUGGAGAGGGUACAGUUACUGGGUACACCAAAGACAACUUUCCAAUCAUCCCCCUUCAUAAAAAUGAUAUAAGAAGAUGAAUAAUUUCUGUACAUUCAUCGUGAUGUUAUAGAUUAGGUUAGGUUAGAUUAAGGAUGUUGAAUUCACGGUCAAGACAAACUUAAACCGUUUUUGAACAAUGAUCUACAACAAAAGAAGUUAGUAUAAAUAAAAUAUGAUUUUAUUGA